Agrilus planipennis (emerald ash borer) is the source of this 1439-nucleotide messenger RNA. Its product is annotated as mannose-P-dolichol utilization defect 1 protein homolog. Bases 446 to 1099 code for a protein of 217 amino acids. The record is from RefSeq and is a predicted model, not a curated record. NCBI's taxonomy places the organism in Eukaryota, Metazoa, Arthropoda, Insecta, Coleoptera, Buprestidae. The transcript has 4 exons.
UCUUGUAAAUACACUAUUAACAAGCCAAAACCUUCUUUAUUGAAACUAUUUUAGUCUUCAUCUAUUGUGAAUUUAUCAACGAUUAUCAUUUUAAAAGAGAAUUAUUUACAUUUAAGUUGUUUAAGCUUUAAUUUGAGGAAGUAGAUGAUGGGCUGAUAGAUGAUGUCAUUGACCCCUGAAAUGGAAAAGAGAAAGUGUCUUGGAGAAGCUGAACCAGUACCUAAUGAUUUUGACCGCGAAACCCGUCGUAUUUUUUUAGUAAGAAAGCAUAUGUAAGUUGGCAUUAUGCCAGUCCAAUUGGCAGUAAAAUUGAACCGAAAUGCGGGAUGUAAGUUGAAUGUCAAAGAUUAAGGUUAUCAUAAAACAACAGUAAAUAUAAAGCAUCCUUUACCUAAAAUUACCAGUUACUGUUCAUUAUUAUGUAAACGUCGUAUAAUGGUACAACAUGACCCUAAAAUAUGAAACUAGUAUUUUACAGUCCAUCUCAAAUUUUUUGAGUAUCAUAACAAUAUUUUCAUGUUUUAUAUUAAAAAUUCCCCAAAUUAUCAACAUACUCAGAGUAAAAAAUGCACAUGGCAUCAGUUUAAUAGGCUUAUGCAUGGAAUUGUUCAGUUACACUACAAUGUUCUCAUAUAAUUUUCGAAACCAUUAUGCCAUACUUACUUAUUUGGAAUAUCCUAUAAUAUUAAUUCAAGAACUAAUUCUAAUUACUAUCACAUUCUACUACAAGAAUUUUUUUAACAUUGGUUUUUUUGCUGGAGCAUCAAUUUAUUGUUCUAUGGCUUUCGGAAUGUUGUAUGGAAUUAUUCCAAGGGAGUUUUUAACUUUCUUAGUGCCAUUGUGUACUCCAAUCGGAGCCUCCUCAAAGGUCAUCCAGUUGUUAGAGAUUUUAAGAAGUGGUACUGCUGAAUCUGUCAGCAUAUUGACAUGGUUCCUAUCAGCAUUUACAAAUGCCACUAGGAUAUUUACAAUCCUUAUGGAUUCAUCUGACAUGGUUUUGUUGUUAAAUUUCUCCAUAAAUACCAUGCUGAGUGCUUCAAUUAUGAUAACAGCAUACUUCUUUAAAGCAAAGAACAUUCAUAAAAUGCACACCGAAUGAUUUAAUGAACUAAACUAAUACCUAUUCGUUUGUUAAAAAUUAGACUGAAUACUUUAUAUUAUUGUUGUUUCUAUUUCUAAAAUCGUCUUCAUUGAACUUUGAUAUUAAAAGUCAAGGCAGAGUUUUAUAGAGGCUCUUUCUAGUAAGAGGACUACCUUUUGCUUAUACAAUCUCGUUAAGCGCCAUCUAGCGCUGUUAAUGCAACGAGAUAUUGAAGACUCAAACCCUCAAUUGUCCUUUAGUCGAAUUUACUAAUGCCUCUCUAUUAUUUUAAGGGUGCACAGUUUAAUAAAGUUAUACAAAAUUGUAUUUUUUGUGAAAUAAACUCGUUUCUUUAUAA